Molecule: messenger RNA, 4133 nt
Organism: Platichthys flesus (European flounder)
Lineage: Eukaryota; Metazoa; Chordata; Actinopteri; Pleuronectiformes; Pleuronectidae
Product: aminopeptidase Ey-like
Exons: 20
Coding region: 506-3331 (941 amino acids)
Biological process (GO): proteolysis; peptide catabolic process
Cellular component (GO): cytoplasm
Molecular function (GO): metalloaminopeptidase activity; zinc ion binding; peptide binding
Source: RefSeq, a predicted model, not a curated record
AGGACAGGACUCUGGACUCUCCUGCUGUCGCAGAUGAUGUCCUCCCCUGCAGCUCUGGUGUCCGGUGGAAAUGUGACGGUGAUCAGGGUGUGCUGUGUUCGCAGAGAGGGAGCGGGAUGUGUGUGAUGGGCUGCAGAGUGCAGUGUGUGGAUAAAGUGUUCCUCGAGGUUUACGUAACCCCUGCAUUAGUGGGAAGACACAGUAACCACCUCCAGAUGUGGGAGCGCGCAAUCUGACUGAUUAUUUACAACGAGACCAAUGAACAUCGCCCUCCCCGCAUCAUGAGCCUUAAUCUUUGCUCCUUUGUCAAUGCCCAAGUUAAUGCUUAAUCUUGGUACAGACCAUUAAUAGCUGAGGCCAAGCCCUGUUUAUGGGAGGAAGGUUACUUAGAUGUGCACGGAUCAGAUGUUGCAGACCAGAGUCACACAGGCUCAGGGACUCGUCAGCCUCAUCUCUACCAGAGGAGCAACCAGACCUCCAGGACUGAGUGAAGGGAGCAGCCACCAUGGCGAAGAACUCCUGCAAUACCAAGCUCAUCGCCGGGGCCUUCAUCGUCCUGACGGUCUCUGUCAUCGCUGGCAUCAUUGCCAUGAUAAUUUUCUACAAGACUCAGAUCGGCUCGAUGAACCCGACAGACCGCCCCCCCUUCGUUACCACCACCGAGCAGCCGCCACCUGACAGGCGGCUGCCGAAGAACCUGGUACCUGAGAGCUACAAGGUCUUCCUGAAGACUCACUUCUACCACCAGAUCAUUGAGGUGGUGAACGUCACCACUCCCAACCAGACCACCGUCUUCACUGGAAACUCCACAGUUAACAUGAAGUGCGUCCAGUCGACGAGCAGCAUCUACCUCCACAGCAGAAGGCUGGUAGUUUCCGACCCAGUGGUGAAGAACAGAGACAACCCCAAUGAGGAGAUACGUUCCUCCGUGGUGCAUCAUGGGGAAGCUGAUUUUUUGGAGAUCCAGCUGAACGUGGCGUUGGAGGCAGGAGGAAACUACAGCCUGUUUCUGAAUUUUAAGGGAUGGUCAUGGGGGUUUAUGGAUGGACUGUUCCUCAGCAUGUAUUUAGAAGGUGUCCCUGAAUUUGAAGGUGAUAUGGAGCCAGCAAGAUACUUGGCCGCCACCAAUCUGGAGCCAACCUUUGCCAGGACGGUGUUUCCUUGUUUCGACGAGCCUGAGUUGAAGGCUGUGUUUGACAUCACCAUCAUCCACAGGAAAGGCACCAAGGCUCUGAGUAACGCAUUAGUAUUUAGAGGCUCCAACAUAGACGAUGAGUGGGAGUACACUCAAUUCUACCCGACACCGAGGAUGUCCACGUACCUGUUCGCCUUCACGGUUUCAAAGUUUGAAUCAGUUGAAUCCGCCUAUGAACGUGUUGAGAUUAAAACGUUUGCUCGUCCCGAAGCCAUUGCGGCAGGACACGCUCAAUAUGCCGCCAACAUCACCGGAAAGAUCCUCCAGUUCUACGAGACGAAGUUUGGAAUCAUUUACUCGCUCAAGAAGCUGGACCAAAUCGCUCUGCCAGACUUGAACCCAUCUGCGAUGGAGAACUGGGGACUGAUCACGUACCAGCAGGGAGAUCUGCUCUUUGAGGAGGGGGUGUCCUCGCUGUUGCACAAGGAAUCCAUCGCUAUGAUCAUUGCACAUGAACUAGCUCAUCAGUGGUUUGGAAAUCUAGUGACGAUGAAAUGGUGGAAUGAGGUUUGGCUGAACGAGGGCUUCGCCACCUACAUGGCCUACUUUGCCGUGGAUGCAGUCGAGCCGUCAUUCAAAAUGAAAGACGAGUCUGUCAUGUCUGACCUCCACACGGCGUUCGAGGAGGACGCUCUGGCUGCUUCCCAUCCGCUCACUGUCCCGCCGGGAGAGAUCCAGACCACUCAGGAGAUCCUCGGCAUGUUUGAUUCAAUCACCUACAGUAAGGGGGCGAUGGUGCUGAGAAUGCUGGCAGACGUCGUGGGUCAAAACGUGUUCGACCGAGGAGUCAAUAUGUACCUCUCGGACUUCAAGUACAGUAACACCGACGAGAAGAACCUGUGGGAUCACAUACAAAAGGCCGUGGACGACGAUAAUGGUGUGAUCAAGGAGGUUGGGAAGUUGAUGCACAAUUGGACCAAUCAGAACGGAUAUCCCGUCAUCACCAUCAACACGACGAGCGGAGAGGUCAACCAGAAGCACUUCCUGUUCAACGACUCGUCUGAAUCGAGUCUUUGGUGGCACGUCCCGAUCAGAUUCAUGUCAAGUAAAUCGAAAUUUCCUCUGAUGUGGUUGGACAAUAAAUCAGUUACGAAAAACGACAUCAUUACCGAGAAUGGAGAUUGGAUCCUGGCGAAUGUGAACUGCGCCGGAUACUACCGAGUCAACUACAACCCGGAGAACUGGGAUGCCCUCUCCAGUCAGAUGGAACAAGACCAAUCGCCGAUCCCACUGAUGAACCGAGGGCAGCUCAUUGAUGACGCGUUCAACUUGGCGAGGGCCAAACUGGUCGACGUGACCCUGGCUCUGAAUUUGACGCGAUUCCUCCGCAACGAGACGGAGUUAAUUCCCUGGAAGUCAGCCAUGACCAACCUGGAGUACUUUGUCCUGAUGUUCGACCGCUCCGAGGUGUACGGCCCCAUGCAGACGUACCUCCGGGAACAGGUCCGCGAGCUGUACAGCUUCUACAGGAACUACACAGACCAUUCCCGGGUCCCGAUGGACCACUCCUCCCAACACAGCCAGAUCCUCGCCGUCAGGGUGGCCUGUUUCAAUGGACUGCCAGAAUGUGUGACCAUGGCUACAAAGAUGUUUGCCUUCUGGAUGAAAAACAACACCAACAUCAUCCAUCCCAACCUGCGCUCGACCAUCUUCUGCCAGGCGGUGGCCUCCGGUGGGAAGGCUCAGUGGGACUUUGCCUGGAACAAGCUGCAGAGCUCCAACGACACCUCGGAGAGGGAGCAGCUCCGGGCGGCUCUGUCCUGCAGCAGAGAGACCUGGCUGCUCAACAGAUACCUGCAGUACACCUUGGACCCCGAGAAGAUCCGAUUUAAGGACGUUUGGAACAUUAUUGACCUCAUCGCCAUGAAUCCUGCAGGGCAGGCACUGGCCUGGAACUUCAUCAGAGCAAACUGGGAGUUUCUACAUAUCCGCGGCGGACACAGUCUGAUCGCGGCCGUGGCCAGGAGGUUCUCCACCGAGUUCGAACUGGAGGAGCUGGUGCGAUUCUUGACCGACAACAAUCUGAUGUACAUGAAGGAGGAGCAGGCCAUCGAGCAGAUCAGCGUGAACAUCCAGUGGGUGAAGGAGCACCAGGAGAAGAUCCUCCAGUGGUUUGAGAUGGAAACGGAUUCGUAGAGCGACUGAAGUCCUGACGGUCGACAUCAGGAAACAAGAACAGAUCCAGAUCCGGAUUCUGGUCUGAAAGACCGGUCCGCACGACAAAGUAUCACAGCCACUCCGAGGGGGAAAAUGAACGCCUAAAUGCACAAGAAUAAAGUUGUGAUAUAACAAAGGGGGGAGGUGGGGGGGGAAGCAAAAUAUUAGAAGUAUCAUUACUCCAGGCUACAUGUAUUUUUAGAGGAAGUAUAUGAGGAUCAGCUCCUGUUAAAAUGUUGAAUUCGGAUUGUUUCAACAUUUUAUUCACUGCUUGUUUUCUUAAAUUAUUACUUAUAUUAUUACUAAUUAUCUGAAUUUCUCUUCAAUUACAACGUCGUAAUAUUCAGACUCCGACUUCUCGACAUCACAGAUUUCAUUUAGCAAUUGUGGCCUUUGUACGUGUAGAUCAGAAAACAGAUAAUGAUUUAGUUUAUGUACAGAAUACGUGUAUGCAUUAUUUAUAUCAUAUAUUUUUAAUGGAAACAGUAAUCUGUGAUUUGAGUUGUUUAGUUUCAAUCUGUUCUUGUUGCUUUUGUUUGUUAUCAGAAAUACUUCACUGUAGAAAUUUCAUGGAAACUCAUUUGUUUGAUUCAUUUCAUUGUAAAUAUGAGUUUGAUAAGUUUGAUGCAACAGUUAAAUUUGGUGCUAAUUUCCAGAGUCGGAUCCAAAAGACAGAAACCUGUUUGUUGGAGUGUGUCUAUGUUUGUAAUAUAUAUUUUAUAAUCAAGAAAACAAAUUAUUCUUGUAUUUUUACAUAAUAAAAUAUACAUUUUGUGUUCAA